AUGGUCUCCAUGCUCGAGGCCAACGAUUCCAGCAUCAAUAAUGACUCGCCCAUGGAGACGGUCGUGCCCAAGAGCGAGCCUCCGCGCGACGCUUCCGUCAGCUCGGCCGUCUCGACGCCCGAGGCAGAAGUAGAGACGCUGACCCAGGAUGUUGUCCAGACGCAGAAGAGGAAAGGAGGCAGAAAACCUAUCUAUGCUACCUCGGAGGAGCGCAAGCAGCGCAAUAGACAGGCCCAGGCUGCCUUCCGCGAGCGGCGCACAGAGUACAUCAAGCAGUUGGAGACGACCAUUAAGCAUAAUGAGGAGACGCUCCAGUCUCUACAGCAGAGUCACCGUAGUGCAGCAGACGAAUGUCUGAUGUUGCGAUAUAAGAAUUCGCUGCUGGAGAGAAUUCUGCUGGAGAAAGGUAUUGAUGUACAGGCAGAAUUGCGUCUGAAGAGUGCUGCGCCGGGCAUGGCGCCGGUCAAGCCCAACACGAUGGUACCAAAACAGCCGGCGCCCCUGGACCGUACGGCAAUUCACAGGAAUUCCCUUACCAGGCAAAAGGCUGGAAUUGUUCCUAAGCCGGACCUGCCAGGAUUGUCCCAGCAGCACCGUGAAGGUGCUUACGGUGUGCAGUCACCUCAACUCCAGCCGACUCCCUCCUCUCACGUCUCCUCGCCAUCGACAGCCAGAUCCCCCGGGUUUGGCUUGUCGGGCGCAAUGUCUCCAACGAGCACCGAAUUCCAGACACAGCAGCAGCAGCAGCAGCAGCAACAUGGCCGUCCGCCGUUACUCCCUCAGCAGCGAAGCUUUAAUCAAGGCCCGUCAUCGAUGGGAAUGGCCAGUUCGGAUUCCAUGGAGCCCGCCACGUCGCAAUCGAUGAUGUCCGGUGGUACAGCGCCAAUCGCUUCCCGCAUGUCAUCGGCGUACUAUCCGUCACCAUUCCAAAAGCAUUAUGACCAACUAGAGCAGGAGUACGACGCCCAAGCUGACCUGCUCGACGACCACGACCAAGACGACACAGUGAACGCCGGUUCCUUCGUACCCGAUUUCAACCAGCCUCCCGCCCCGAACGGCUCACGGCGAUUAGGGAUGCCGCCUCAUUUCAACUCGCAGACCGGAGAAGUCGACCAGAACGCUUACGGUGGGAGCAAUAAUCCUCUCUUCGGACAAUACGAACCGAUGCUCGACACGGAUCCGUUUGGUCUCAACGCAAGCAUGCACUUUCAGACCCCGUACAGUUACGAGCAGAACCAACAUCUCCGGCAAUGAAAGUGGCCAAACAGGACGCUGCCACGAGAUGAUCUUCACUUUCGCCUGUAUACCAUUUUUUUUACACUAUUGUUUAUUUUUCAAUUCCCUCUUGUUCCGGUGGCCACGUCAUAUUCCUGGGAGACGGAAAGACAAAAGAAAAGUUCUAUACCAACGCAUUGCUGGGCGUUUAGGGUUGAUACCAUUUUGAUGUUGUUUCUCAGCUGGAGAAUCUCCAGGUAACGCUGUUUUUCCUCUUCUCUUCUCUUCUGGGGUUGUUCUUUUUUUUCCGUAAGUUGGGACGAUGGCUUCUCUCUCUCUCGUAUGACAUACAUGAUGAUGGACGUGUACAUACAUACUCUAGCAGUACCAUAGCCAUUGCGGGGAUCAGAGUAAAGAAAACAGGAAUAACAAUACAAUGAGAUAUUAUUUUAAAUGAUUCUAUAUUAUUAUUUUCCAUACUGUAUGAUGCUGGAGUUCAGCAAUGUAAUAAUAAUAUAAUAAUGAUCAUG
Molecule: messenger RNA, 1745 nt
Organism: Paecilomyces variotii
Lineage: Eukaryota; Fungi; Ascomycota; Eurotiomycetes; Eurotiales; Thermoascaceae
Exons: 4
Coding region: 1-1254 (417 amino acids)
Cellular component (GO): RNA polymerase II transcription regulator complex
Molecular function (GO): DNA-binding transcription activator activity, RNA polymerase II-specific; transcription cis-regulatory region binding
Source: RefSeq, a predicted model, not a curated record